GUUUAGUAGUAACCUUUCGUUUCUUGUAACCUCAGAAGUGAUGAAAAUUUUUCUCACAAUGAAAAGAAGCAGAGCAAGCACGCCCAACGCCGCGGCGAUGGGUCCCUCCAUACUCUCCAUCCCACACUUCAUUCUAAUGGAGAUUCUGAGCAAACUGCCCAUGACGACAAUCUGCAAUUGCAGGUGCGUAUGUUCAUAUUUCCGCAACUUGAUCUCAGACCCUCAAUUUGCUCAACUCCACCUCUCCAGAUCACAGCCCACCCUCUUGCUUCGUUCCUACUAUAUGAGGGAAUCUUCCCUGUGCUUAGUAGAAUCAAUUGAUCCCUGCGUUGUGGAUAGUGGCAUAAACGGCGAUAUUCGUGUACCCGAUAAAGCCCUUUUGAAGUUCAAACCUAAUUGUGAUUUACCCAUUAAAGGAUUAGAGGUUUUGAGUUCUUGCAAUGGCAUAAUUUGCCUCUACAAGCCUAGGAGUUAUGACCCAUAUGUUAUAUGCAAUCCUGUUGUUGACGAGUAUGUGAUUGUGCCCCAAGUAGAAAAGGGUUCUAUAUGCGGUUCUGGGUUUGGAUUCUGCUCAGGGACUAAUCGAUACAAAGUGUUGCGGUUCUUAUCUUUGAGUGUAGGGUUUGGGUCAUCGGGACUAAUCAAGUUGGAGGCUGAAAUCAACACCGUAGGGACUAAUUUGUGGAGGAGAGUUGGAGAUGCUCCGCUUUAUCUGCAUUUGUAUUCUGGCGGUUGCUUUUUGAAUGGGGCUCUUCAUUGGAUUGUCCACGACACCGAAAAUUGUUACGAAUCGAUGUGUUGUUUCAACUUUGGGAAGGAGCGAUUCCAGCCAUUUCCGGGGCCAUCUCAAUUUCGUGGACUUCCUGGACAGCUUCGGGUGGAAAUGAUGAAAAUGGUGGUGUUGAAGGAUGGUCUGUCAGUAUCUCAUCGUCCUGCUAAUGAUAUGCUUGAAAUAUGGGUGAUGAAGGAUUAUGCGGUGCAGGACUCUUGGACAAAAGAUUUUGUCAUUGAAAUCCCAUUUUUAGAUCUUUACCCUGGCCUUCUUUAUCAACCGUUAAUGGUUCUGAACAACGGGGAAAUCUUCAUGGUAUUUGCCUCCGUUCUGUUUUCUUGUAAUAUGAGGGACGGAAGUAUCAGAAAGGUCAGGGUCAGCAGAAUUUCAUCUGUCAUUAUUGGAGCAACGACAUACAUUCCAAGCUUUAUUUCACUAAAGAAUGCUGGCACAGGGAGAUACCCUUAAGUUAAGAACUUAGAUGCGCGGAAAGUUUAAAAGGCCGUUAAUCGAAGAUUCGAAGUAUUACUGUUUGGUCAGGGGAAAGGGGUGCCUAACACCUGCCCUUUUCGUACUUUAGCUCCCAAAUCUCGACCCCUCUUUGUUUUCGUAGUGUUUCUAAAAACUAAGUGGCGACUCCAAAACUGAAGCGUGCCGCAAUGGGCACUUCAUCGAUUCCAACGACACGCCGCAACGGGUGUCAAGGCGCGACGUUGGGUUGAACAAUCUUGUAGCUAGAAUGCCAACUCCCACAGUGACUCGAAAGAGGCCCCACGUCCACCGGGAGGGUAUCCACAGAAAUGAAUUGCGUUCAGAUGACACUCUCCACUUUCCAGCUUCUUGGUUUGGAAUCUUCAUUUCUCUAUUUUCCUGGAGAGAAAUGUUGUUCAAUGAAGGGCUUUUCUUUCUUGUUUAGUGAAGUUUAGCUCGCUUUUCAUUUUGAUAGGAAUAGGUGCUUCCUGUGGCAGGGCACUCUUCAUGCGAAACUAAUGAAUGUCGAACUAUUGGUCAGAUUGUGUUUGUGAAUAUUACUAUGAAGAAAGAUCCCCUCAGAAUUGUGUUAUUAUUA
This is a messenger RNA of Rhododendron vialii, 1841 nucleotides long. Its product is annotated as F-box protein At3g07870-like. Lineage: Eukaryota; Viridiplantae; Streptophyta; Magnoliopsida; Ericales; Ericaceae. The transcript is spliced from 2 exons. Gene Ontology annotation, molecular function: protein binding. Bases 41 to 1240 code for a protein of 399 amino acids. The record is from RefSeq and is a predicted model, not a curated record.